Gasterosteus aculeatus aculeatus (three-spined stickleback) is the source of this 2520-nucleotide messenger RNA. Its product is annotated as leptin receptor overlapping transcript-like 1. Gene Ontology annotation, cellular component: endosome. Gene Ontology annotation, biological process: late endosome to vacuole transport via multivesicular body sorting pathway; negative regulation of growth hormone receptor signaling pathway. NCBI's taxonomy places the organism in Eukaryota, Metazoa, Chordata, Actinopteri, Perciformes, Gasterosteidae. The record is from RefSeq and is a predicted model, not a curated record.
GUGUACACUUGAAGGCAGCGCGGCAGUCACGGUAGGAGGGUUCGCUCGGACGCGCUCUGCAGCCGAGGAGGGGGCCACUGUUGUCGUUCGUCAGGGCUGCGAGUCGAGCUUUUGUCCUGGAGAAAUGGCUGGGAUUAAAGCUCUCAUCAGCCUGUCCUUUGGAGGGGCCAUUGGCCUCAUGUUCCUCAUGCUAGGAUGUGCCCUCCCCGUGUACGACAAAUACUGGCCGUUGUUCCUCCUCUUCUUCUACAUCCUGUGUCCCAUCCCUUACUGCAUCUCGCGGCGAGUGGUCGACGACACCGACUCGGCCAGCAACGCCUGCAAAGAGCUGGCCAUCUUCCUCACGACGGGCAUCGUCAUCUCAGCGUUCGGCCUGCCCGUCGUCUUCGCCAGAGCCGAAGUGAUCGCCUGGGGGGCGUGUGCGCUCGUGCUGACGGGGAACGUAGUCAUCUUCAGCACCAUCCUGGGCUUCUUCUUGGUCUUUGGAUCCAACGACGACUUCAGCUGGCAGCAGUGGUAAAACAGCAGAGGGAGGGUCCUUAGUCUGAACUGUUUUUAUUAUUGUUGUUAUUAUUAUUAUGGUAUUACUGUUUGGUUCUUGUUGUUAUUUAUAUGAUGACCGCCCAUCCAUAGACUCCUACCAAACCAGUGCAAUACUUUUCGUUUGUUUGUUUGUUUUUUGUACCACAUUGAACUGACACAAGUGGGAUGGUAACUGCUGACUCUCUGUUGCAUAUUGUUACUCGUUUUAGUUUCUGUGUUUUUGAAUCUGCUACAUGUGUGCGUUUCGUUUUUUUGAGCGAAGCCGACGACUACUGCUUGUAUUAUCUGUGAAGAGAAGAAAUCCGCCUGAAUGCCGAAUAAUCUGACCUAGAAAGAAAAGGCCUGCCUGUCUCUAUUUGGUCGUCUGCGCACUGCGUUUCCAACGUGCUGAGUUGAGUGUAAAUCAGCAGAAAGCUGAUCAGAUUGCAUUUGGCUCGGUUUGAUCAGAGUUUUAUUCUCCCGAAGUAACAACCAGGCUGACGGAAUGCUGCUCUUUGAUGAGCUUCUCGGCUGAUUAUCAUCGUGGGGUUGUGAGGUGGAGGAGACGUGGCGCCGGUACGCGAUUACACACUUUUUCUCAACGCCCGCAACCCCUUAAAGAGUCAGCGGACGGAGCAGGACGAACGGCGUCCGAUUCCUCCCACCCGAACACGCCGACUUAUCACAGAGACUCGCCUAGGGCCCCUUAAGCUUUUACAUGUGACCCCUUCAAAAUAAAAGGAGCUCAGUGCCGUAUUUCAUUUCCUCACACCAGCCUCGUGAUGAUAAAGGUGUUCCUGUGCGUCCGGUUGUGUAAACUCAGGCGCUGCUCUCCUCAGUAACUGCAUCGCCGGAAAAUUGCCUUUGGCUUUUUGGUUUUGUUUUUUUGUGGAGGUUCCGUUUUAAAAUGUCCUCUCUGGAUGAUAAGACAAAACAAAACAGAUUUCGAAUGAGGACUAAUGCUGACUUAAUACAAUUUGGUAUGCCUUGUUGUUCUUUUAACGCCGGCUUCACGGCAGAUUUCCAAUGAACCGGACAUAACGUCAAUACGUUUGGUUCCAUAGAAGUAUUUCCACUUUUACAAUCCACGUAUUCAUGAUUUAUCAAAUACAUUCAAAGGAUUAGUUUGGGGGGGAAAAGAUUAGGUUUUUUAAAUUUUUUAUUUUUAAGUCAGGUCCGGAGAUCGUUACCAUGUUUUUUUUAAUCAGCGUGUCAAAGGAGUUUGAAUCAAGAUGUGAUUAGCUUAGCUUAGCAUAAAUAUAAGGGAAGACAUUGAGCCUGUAAAAGUUCCACAAUAUGCAACUAAUACGCCAUCAAAGUUCAUUAUUAACAUCAAAUUUUUCCAUAAAAUCAAAUGUUUUAGAAAUGAGAAAUUGUGGUUUUAAAGGGAUUUACUUGCAUUCGCUCUGAAACUUGUUUGUAAUUAAAUAUUAAUAGUACAUAACUCCCCUUUGUCAUUUUUAUAUCUGCUUAUUGGGAUGAAACUAUAUGUAUUAAUGUGUAAACUUUAAACGAAGACCUUCCAGUCUUUAUGCUAAGCUAAUCACUAAUAUUGGAAAUCUGCAGAGGAAAGCUGCGGAUAAAAAUACCAACUAACACGUCGGCAUUAAAACGUCCCACUCAGUUGUGAUGUUUGCUCGACUUCCUCCCAGAGAACAGGGGUUGUAUUAAAAAGCAGCUUCUUAGUUUGAGGUCUAAACUACGUUUGACUACUGAAUAAUAAUAAUAACUGAACUGAUGUGUGCAUGUUGUUACGUGACACCAGGCUCAACUUGUCAAAUGUUGUCUAGUCCGACCACGUGCGUCUCUCGUGUUCCUCUUGGUCUUCCCACACAUUUGGGAGGAUGCUGUAUUUAUUUCGUCUGAACAUUCGGACGCUUCGUGUCAAAAUGUCCCGACGCCGUUUUUCCAUCGACAACCUUUCUGUUAAAGAGGCAGAAGUCAGCAUGGUGGUUUUCAUUGUUUCUUUUUUUAAUAAACGCCAAUUUUUAAACGCCA